This is a messenger RNA of Octopus sinensis (East Asian common octopus), 2279 nucleotides long. RefSeq names its product E3 ubiquitin-protein ligase MIB2-like. Gene Ontology annotation, biological process: positive regulation of transcription by RNA polymerase II; protein ubiquitination. Bases 340 to 1695 code for a protein of 451 amino acids. Gene Ontology annotation, cellular component: cytoplasm; nucleus. The transcript has 14 exons. Lineage: Eukaryota; Metazoa; Mollusca; Cephalopoda; Octopoda; Octopodidae. The record is from RefSeq and is a predicted model, not a curated record. Gene Ontology annotation, molecular function: ubiquitin-protein transferase activity; protein binding; transcription cis-regulatory region binding.
CGAAAUGAAUUGAAUUAUACUUUGACAUGACAAAUUGUAAAGAGCAUUCAAAUUUGAAUAAAAGAUCUUGUGUUAGUCAGGGUGUGGCACGAAAUUGAAUAAGAGUAGUCACCUCCUGCUUAUUAACUAACUAAGAAACAUUUAUAUCCUUUCGCUUCGUGAGGAAACACGAAUCCCAAGCUUCUCCAGCAUCGAAACCAUUUGAAAUAAGCUCGCUUCGUAAGGACACUUGAAACCACGCAUCUCGAAACCAUUUGAAAUAAGAUCCGGCAACAGAAAAUUUGAAAUUAAUUGGGACCCCGGAUCCGUUGCAACCGUUUAAAACUAAACUGAGAAGACAUGGCCUCAAUCUUUUAUAAAAUUUACCAUAAUGAUGUGAAAGGAUUGAAAACUUUAUUAAAGAAGAAGCCAAGCCAGAUUAACGAACCUAUUGAUCUAUUUGGAACAACCCCUUUAAUGUUGGCCUUUCAAGAGGGCGCCGAUAGAAGAAUCAUCGAAAUAUUGCUAGAAGCUGGUGCGGAGUUAGGAACAAAAGACCAAUGGGGUCGUUCAGCUUUACAUUUUGCUGUGGAAUGGGAUCGACCUUAUGCUGUGGAGAUCUUACUAUCUCGGGGUUGUUACGUUAAUCCUCGAAAUGUAAAUGGUCAAACACCGCUGCACUGGGCCUGUGAUCGGGGACACUUGCACAUUGUCGAGCUGUUGUUGAGUCACAAUGGCAUCGAUGCCAAUGUCAUGAACGACGAUGGAGACACACCACUGCAUGAUGCAGUUCAGAAACGAAAAUAUAAAUUGGUGUUUCUAUUGCUGAACCAGGAUUCGGUGAAUUUAGAAAUUGUGAACAAAGAAUAUAGGACACCAUUGCUUGAAGCUGUCUCGGACGGUCACCUCGGAAUAAUUCAGAGGCUGAUAGCCAGGGGUGCGAAUGUAAAUGCUGUCGACCAUGGAGGAAAUAAUUGCCUGCACCUGGCGUUAAAAAGAGAAAACAACUUUCGUUCUGAGGUGGAGCACAUGACCAUGUUAGAUCAGUACUGCGUAGAGCUGGAACUGGGAAACGAAGAAAGGUACUCUGGCGUGGUGCUUGCCAGUUACCUAGCCCACCACGGGGCCAACUUUUACUGUAAAAACAAAAGUGGCAGAACACCAUUGGACCUAAUAAAAAAGGAAAAUUUAAAAAAGAUGUUAAAGACGUUAUUCUCACCGCAAUGUCGCUGGUGUCAAGAGAACAUGGCCACUGUGAGACUGCAACCAUGUGGAGAUAUUGUUUUCUGCGAGAAUUGUUUUUCUGAAAUUACAUUUAAGAGAUGCCCCGUGUGUCGAGAAUACACCCUCAGCAAAAGUGAAUUUGGGGCUCCAAAGUUUGAAGACAUGUGUGUAAAAACAGAGGCUACUUGUCAGGAAUUAGGGGCUGCAUCUCAGGCAAUAGAGAGUCCAGUUCUGAAGGAGAGGGAUCUUCUGAGAGUGGCUAAGAGGUUAGGACGUGAUUGGUGGCAAGUGGCGAUUCUUUUAGGAGUUGAUGCAACUGAACUGAAAAUUGAUGAUGAGUCUAUUGACGCUGUAAAACAAGGCUACCUGAUGCUUAACGAAUGGUUCAAAAAUUGCGACCCAGAAACACGGACACACGCAACAUUAAGUGCAGCUCUUGAAGAAGCUGAAUGUUUCGCUGCGAUGGAAUGUCUGUCAUUAGACGCAAAGUGAAUUUCUGUGUAACUGUUGUUUUUUAGCCUCAGAUUAACCUUGACCAAACAGAGAAUUAUGAUCAAACGCUUUCCAGCCAAGACCAUCAUGCCUCUUUCCAAAGAGACCCCACAACCACAUUGUCCAAUAUGCCCUUCUGUAUCGUGUGAAUUUAGCUGCUAAUUCUAGCAGGUAUAUCAACCACAUAGUGAUCCCUUCCCUGGUUUGGCUCCUUUGUUAAAAAUUCACAUUUAAAAUAAAGACAAACUUUGAAAUGUUCAUUUAUUGUUGUUGCUGUUGUUGUAUAUCUAAUCCCCUCCCUAAACAACCCCAUUGUUAUAUAGACAGCUUUAAUAUCUUCUGCUAUAUUGAUAGUUAUCUACCUUCAUUUUUAGCUGAGAGUAGAAUGCCUGGUAUAUAUAUAUAUAUUGAUGUCUUUUCCCUUUAUAUAUCCUAUAGAGAUAGUAUUUCUAUAUAAUACAUGAUGUAUCUAAGGAUAUAUCUCACUUUGUCCUGUUGUGGUUUAAGACAGGACUCUCCAAAGUGGUGGUGGUUGAAUAAAAAUUCAGGGGGUUUUGAGUGCAAUAUACAAUAUUCUAAUUUUA